Molecule: messenger RNA, 4841 nt
Organism: Vidua chalybeata
Lineage: Eukaryota; Metazoa; Chordata; Aves; Passeriformes; Viduidae
Gene: AGPAT2
Product: 1-acylglycerol-3-phosphate O-acyltransferase 2
Exons: 6
Coding region: 2475-3293 (272 amino acids)
Biological process (GO): phosphatidic acid biosynthetic process
Cellular component (GO): endoplasmic reticulum; membrane
Molecular function (GO): 1-acylglycerol-3-phosphate O-acyltransferase activity
Source: RefSeq, a predicted model, not a curated record
CGUGAUGUGUUCUUGCUCCUGCCAAGGAUUCUGGGCUCUGCUCAGCUACACUACCUGCAGGGUACCCUUCUACCACAUUUAAAUAAUCCAGUCAGUAGUUUAAAUACGCAAAACACACUACACAAUCUAGCAAACCGAGAUUUUUUGAGAAUUUGGAACUGCUUCAUCCUGGCUGCUGCAGCUUGGGAGGACAGGGAUGGGGUCACCCUUGCCUCUACCCCAAAAUGGCCAUGUCUCAGGGUGAUGAGGUGAUCCUUGUGUUGCACAGCAGGCCGCGGCUCUCAGGCCUUUUCCAUCAGGCAGUUUGUUAUGAAAAUGUUAACGCACAGGCUGUCGUCAUCUGGCAGCACCACCGCCUGCCUUAUGAAAUAACUCAGUGUGACAGUUCUGCUUGCUCGCAGGCAGGCCCAUGUCUGGCUUCUAAUCUGGCAUCAGAAAGCGCUCCCCUUCCUUGAGCUGCAGACUAAUACUAAAUGUUUCAUUUGCAUUACUCCAGAUAACGCGCUGGAGAGCGUGGGGAGAAGGGGAUGGCAGCCAAGCUCCUCCAGGAACCCACACGUGGAGCAUUGCAGCAACCCCGCCACACCGGAUCUGUUCACUGCGCUUGCCGCCGGCACCGCGGCCCUGCCGGAAUUUAGAUUUCAUUCCCAACGUCAGCCAGCGUUUAUGAGCUCCGCGGAUCGGCCUGCACGACGCCCCAGUGACAGAUCACCAGGGACUUUCUUCCCGUGGCAUCAAAAGCAAAAAGUCACGAGGAUAACACAGAAUUGCUCCGGGCCCAGCAUCUGCUCAGCUGCAAAGGUCUUGGUGACUUCCCAGGCAUAUGUUGGCUGGCAUGGAACUGGAGCAAGGCUCCCUGAACAGCCCACAGGACGCAGGCAGCAGGGAUUAAGCUAAUGCUGUGUGGAGAUGCUAAUACAAUAAGGGUUCUUUGAUGCAUUAGCUGGAAUCAUGAGACCAGCUCUGAGAUGUCAUUGCCUGGCAGCCGUAGGGAGUGCCAGCCGGGAGCUCUCGGUAGAGAAGGAGCCUGUCUCCUGCUGCCAGCCCCAAAGCUGCUGUGGGGUAGGGAAAGUGCAGUGAGCCCUCCCUAUUCUGGUGAGAGCUUGUUUGGGAACAGCACGCAACCUCUGUUGGUGAAUCCAAGGACAGCUGAGGGAACAACGGUUAUUUUAACAGGGCUAACACUUCUCCUUGAUUUUUCCAGAAGCUGCAAAGCUGUGGAUGCCAAGGGGAUGCUCAGAACCACAGGGUCACAUCUUACCCCAGUGGAGUCUCCGUGGAGACUUGUAGGACUUGGGUUUUGCUAUAAAAAGUGUUGCAAAACCAGAUGAGGUCAAUGACAACGGUUUGUGUCGGUUCCAGCAGACACUUUCAUCUCCCGUAUCAGCUUUGUACCCACAGAGCUGCAGGGCCUGAUCCUAUCCUAACCCCAGCGCCAGCAGGGAAAGCUCCAUCCUGCUCAGCACAUUUGUGUCACUGAAAAACCAGCAUCAAGCACCAGCGGAAGAGGUGGGCGAGGGUCCAUGAGUGUUCCCAAACCUCACACAGUGCCCUGAGGGACACAAACUCCCUCACAGCAUGGAGGAGGACCCCAAAGCCUUUCCAUGGCACCUCACAGGCAGGGAAAACCCCCCACAUGGCACCAUGAGGGUCCCAAAGGCCCACAGGGCUCCAUGGGGGGAUCAAACGUCCACAGGGCUUCAUGAGGGGACAAAAUGUCCCCAGGAAUCCAUGGCGGUCUCAAAACUCCACAUGGUUCCAUGAAGGUCCCAAACUUCCACAAGCCUCGAUGCAAGGACCAAACCCCCACCAGGGCUCCAUGAGGGGACCAAACCCCCCACCAGGGCUUCAUAAGGGGACAAAACGCCCCCAGGAAUCCAUGGUGGGGAUGGGGGGGGGUCUCAAAACUCCACAUGGUUCCACGAGGGUCCCAAACUUCCACAGCCCUCGAUGCGGGGACCAAACCCCCAAACUGCUCCGUGAGGGGACCAAAGCCCCACAGUGCUCCGUGACGGGACCAAAUCCCCAUAAGGGGUCCGUGAGGGGACCAAACCCCCACAGUACUCUGUGAGGGGACCAAACCCCCACACUGCUCUGUGAGGGGACCAAAGCCCCAUAAGGGGUCCGUGAGGGGACCAAAACCCACAGUGCUCCAUGAAGGGACAAAAUCCCCAUAAGGGUCCGUGAGGGGACCAAAGCCCCACGCUGCUCCAUGAGGGGACCAAAGCCCCAUAAGGGUCCCAAAGCCCCACAGGGUUCCGUGAGGAAACCAACCGCCCUCCUCCCCUCGCCAUGGCCACCGCGGCCCGCCCAGCAGCCUGAGGAAUGCCCGCUCCACAGCGAACAUUCCCCGCUCGCCCGUCCCGCCCCGCCGAGGGAGCGGCGGGGCGGGCCGGGCCGCCCACAUAAGGCGGGCUCAGCACGGCCUGCCCGGGGAGGAGGUAGCGGUGGCGGCUGAUCCGGGUGGAGCCGUCAUGGAGAUGGGGUGGCUGCUAUGGGGCACGGCCGUGCUGCUGCUGCUCCACGUCCUCAUGGAGCUCAGCCCCACCGUCAACUUCGCGCUGCGCAUCGGCUUCUACUGCGUGCUGUGCCUGGUGGUCUCGGCGCUGGCGGCCGUAGCCUGCCUGCUGGUCAACGGCGGCCGCACCGUCAAGAACAUGAGAAUCAUCAAAGCUUUUGUCAGGACCUUCAAGUAUUUCUUCGGCCUGAGGUUUGAGGUGAAAGGACUGGAGAACUUCAAGGUGGAGGGCCCUGCUCUCAUUGUGUCCAACCAUCAGAGCGUCCUCGACAUGAUGGGGCUGAUGGAGGUCCUGCCCGACAACUGUGUCCAGGUGGGCAAGAAGGAGCUGAUGUACAUGGGCAGCGUGGGGCUCAUCAUGUACCUUGGUGGCGUCAUCUUCAUCAACAGGAAGAGCACCAGCAGUGCCAAGAUGGUGAUGUCAGAGGUGGCCAAGACUAUGGUGGCUGAGAAUAUGAAGGUGUGGAUAUAUCCAGAGGGCACAAGGAACUGCACUGGGGAUUUGCUGCCAUUCAAGAAAGGAGCAUUUCACCUCGCUGUCCAGGCACAGGUCCCAGUGAUCCCUGUGGUGUAUUCCUCCUUCACCUCCUUCUAUAACCCAAAGACAAAGCUGUUUACAUCAGGUAAAAUCAAGGUUGAGGUUCUGCCUCCAAUAGAGACCAAAGGGCUGACGUCAGACGAUGUCACCGACCUCUCUGACAGAUGCUUCAGCACCAUGAGGGAGACCCUCUUCAGGCUGUCAGGCCAUCCAGGCCAGGCAAAGGACUCAUCCUAGAGGCUUCUCCAGUGGUGUCACCGUGUGGUGGUGGCUGAAGGGACCUGUCUGUUCUUGCCAAAUACUGAAGGAUUUUCUUCUCCUCUGCAGUGAUUUCUAACUCUUGGGAGCACCACAGACUGGCACACACAGGGUGUCAAGCCAGCACUAAGGUUCCCCUCUGAGUGGAUUUCUCUUAUGGGUUCAUUUUCUCACUUUGAAAUAUCUCCUUUUUCUGAAUUUCUCAGGCAUCAAACUUGUGCUACCAAAGGGCUCAAUGACUAGAGAGGGGAGUUCCCCGAGCUCUUGCAGCUAGCUUGGGGUGACAGCAAAAACCUGCCUGGAGCCUGAGCUCUGCCUCAUGUGACUGUCCCUGCACCUGUGCUCCUGCAGGCUCAGCUCGCGAGGUGGCCCUGUGAUGUCCCAGGUGGAAACCACCAGGCAGCAGUUUGUAUCAGCACAACCUUGAUGCUCAAACAGGGCUGAGAACUGGCUGAAAAUCCAGAUUUUGGCUUUUCAGCAGUGCCAGGAGUGUGGUGUCCUCCCUGGACAGCCCAGAGCACUCCCACCCACCAGUGGGACACACAGGCCUGUCCCCUUGAGAUGCCCUUGUGUCACAACAGCAUCACGUUGGGAAACUGCUGCCAGCUCCCCGCCGUGGUGGUGGCUCAGCCUGGUCACAUCCCGGUGCCUGCAAUGCCCCUUAUGGAGGCAAAGGGCUCUGUCGUGCUCGUUUUGUCACUUGUCAUGGUCAGCACUGGCCGAAAGAUGGUGCCUGUCCCGCGUCUCUGCUGAUCUGCGGGGCGGAGCUGCUGCUCUCCGAGGCCUGUGAAACCCCUGCAGAGCCACAGGGUGGGUGAGCUGCAGCUGGAACGGGGCUGGGAAGGCUUGGAAGGCUUGAGCUCCCCCUUUGUGGGGCAUAAACCCCUUUCCCAGUCAGAUAAAAGGGGUUCCUCUGUGCCUUGGGGUGAUGGACCAACAGAGCUCCUGGAUCCCUCACCGGGAGCUGUGGAAUGUUGAUGCCCUUGGAGGCUGGGUCAGGUCCAUGGUUCCUGUAGCUUUAGCUCUUCUGUUCAUGGCACAGGGGACCUUGGGAUAAGCCAGCUGGGGCUACUCAGGUAAGCAGCACACGCAGCUCCUGCAGCCUGCAUUGGUGGAGUUGUGUUUAUCUGGCAUUUUGGGGCUAAAGGCUCAGCUGGGAAAGGCAGGGAGCUCCAUGGAAGGAGCCCUUGGGCUGAGCUGGUGCUGCCAGGGGCUUCAUCAGAGGGGCCUUACAGUACAGACUCAGGGGAUGGGAAAGGUCAGGGUGGGAGGAUGGGAACCAAACCAGCACUUUGUGAGAGUGGCAGAUAAAGGGCUGCCAUGGAGGGUCAACCCAGGAGGGCCCUGGGAGGGCUCCUGGGGAGGGGAACCAUGUCUGACUCCUCCUGAGAGGAGGGAGCAGUGCCUCUAUGUGCAGUUGUCUGCUGUUCGCUUUUAAUUGGUCUGAGAACGUUGUGUGCUUUACAAAAAAUCAACAACAAAAAAGAAAUUAUACCUUUGGUUAUUUAAAUAAAGGAGCCUCCUUGU